AUGAAUAUACUGAAAUAUCUUUUUACUCUUAUUUUCUUCAUAUCUAUCUAUCUAUCUAUCUAUCUAUCUAUCUAUCUAUCUAUCUAUCUAUCUAUCUAUCUAUCUAUUAAAUUUAUCAUCUCUCAAAUAGCUCAUGAACUUUUGCUCUCAAGUGAUAUCUCUCCACUUGAUAUAUGUCCUUCUUUACUUGUACUCGCGCGCAAAUUAAACCUCAUUCCUUCUUGUCAUCUAUUUCUGUCAUUUCUUAGAUCACUCAGUCAUUAUUCGUUUUCAUUCUUCGAUUUAUAUCUCUCCACUCAGAUUAAUAUCUUUCUCUCUUUCUUUCUCUUUCUAUCUCCUCUCUCAAUUAAUAUCUUUCUCUCUUUCUCUUUCUAUCUCCUCUCUCAGAUUGCUUAUCACUCUUUGUCCCCCUUUUAUUCGCAUCUCCUCACUCGGAUUAAUAUCUUUCCCUCUUUCUCUUUCUAUCUCCUAUCUCAGAUUGCUUAUCACUCUUUGUCCCUCUUUCAUUCGUAUCUCCUCACUCAGAUUAAUAUCUUUCUCUCUUUCUCUUUCUAUCUCCUCUCUCAGUUUGCUUAUCACUCUUUGUCCCUCUUUUAUUCGCAUCUCCUCAUUCAGAUUAAUAUCUUUCUCUCUUUCUCUUUCUAUCUCCUCUCUCAGAUUGCUUAUCACUCUUUGUCCCCCUUUUAUUCGCAUCUCCUCACUCGGAUUAAUAUCUUUCCCUCUUUCUCUUUCUAUCUCCUAUCUCAGAUUGCUUAUCACUCUUUGUCCCUCUUUUAUUCACAUCUCCUCACUCAGAUUAAUAUCUUUCUCUCUUUCUCUUUCUAUCUCCUCUCUCAGAUUGCUUAUCACUCUUUGUCCCUCUUUCAUUCGUAUCUCCUCACUCAGAUUAAUAUCUUUCUCUUCUUUUCUUUCUCCUCUCUCAGUUUGCUUAUCACUCUUUGUCCCUCUUUUAUUCGCAUCUCCUCAUUCAGAUUAAUAUCUUUCUCUCUUUCUCUUUCUAUCUCCUCUCUCAGAUUGCUUAACGCUCUUUAUUGCUUAUCACUCUUUGUCCCUCUUUUCCUUUCUCUUCCUCUCUCCUCUCUCACAUUACUUAUCACUCUUUGUCCCUCUUUCAUUCGCAUCUCCUCACUCAGAUUAAUAUCUUUCUCUCUUUCUCUUUCUAUCUCCUCUCUCAGAUUGCUUAUCACUCUUUGUACCCUCUUUUAUUCGCAUCUCCUCAGUCAGAUUAAUAUCUUUCUCUCUUUCUCUUUCUAUCUCCUCUCUCAGAUUGCUUAUCACUCUUUGUCCCUCUUUUAUUCGCAUCUCCUCAGUCAGAUUAAUAUCUUUCUCUCUUUCUCUUUCUAUCUCCUCUCUCAGAUUGCUUAUCACUCUUUGUCCCUCUUUUCCUUUCUCUUCCUCUCUCCUCUCUCACAUUACUUAUCACUUUUUGUCCCCCUUUUAUUCGCAUCUUCUCACUCAGAUUAA
This is a messenger RNA of Acanthosepion pharaonis, 1464 nucleotides long. The record is from the annotation of a GenBank genome assembly. NCBI's taxonomy places the organism in Eukaryota, Metazoa, Mollusca, Cephalopoda, Sepiida, Sepiidae.